AUGGUCAAAAUUGAACCACUUAGCACUUUGGUAAAAGUAUUUUCAUCAGCGAAGAUUCAUUUGCCAGACAAGCCAUUAGAUGAGACCAGUGUUCCUUAUCUGCUUGCCUCAGACAUAUCCGUGAAAGAAUUCAAUUCUUUCAUUGAAAGCAAAGAGCCAAGUGGAUACAAAUUUGAGUACAACAACCGCUGUGUAUAUAUAGUCGAUAUGUGCUCAAGUGAACAUGAAGCUAUUAUUGAAGAAUUGCGAGAUUGCUUCCGUGCUCCCUUCCUUGGUACUCGCUCUAUAAAUUGUCCAGUACAAAUUCGUGGACAGCCACUCCAUAUGUCACCAGCUCGAGACGGGUCCCAUAUUGCACCGGAUCUCGCUAUCCUUCCACAUUAUACUUACGUUCCACCGCCUCCCGUUUCCCACCCUGGUCCGCCUCCAAGUGACAUAAGGGGAAACCCUUAUGCUAGAAUAAUUUGUGAGGUAGCUGUGGCCCAAAGCUCCCCAAACUUGAACAUCAAGUGCAGGCUAUGGAAGCGGGAGGAGUACGCACAAGAUGUACUCGGUAUCAAACUUUACGAUGUAAAGACUACACGCAACAACCCACAAGGAAUGUUAGAUCGGGCAAUGAAGGCUACGCUUUGGCGGUCAGGGGUCGCAAGGCGAAAGUGGAAAUUUGGAACCGUGAAAAAAGACGGGUCUCCUAUUGGCCCUAAUGGUUGUAAUGGCCCGAACGACCCAAACUAUUUAAUAACGAUCCCCGUCGCCGAUGUCUUUUUCGAUCCGCCGGUUCCUAAUAUUGCGUAUAUUCCAUUAGCACCACCUCCUCCUGCAGUCAUGGCUACCAACUUUACUAUCGACCUAUACAAUGUUCAACAGAUGGUUUUGUAUUAUCAGCAAAAGUGA
Molecule: messenger RNA, 894 nt
Organism: Paraglomus brasilianum
Lineage: Eukaryota; Fungi; Glomeromycota; Glomeromycetes; Paraglomerales; Paraglomeraceae
Source: the annotation of a GenBank genome assembly